This is a messenger RNA of Aspergillus tanneri, 1794 nucleotides long. RefSeq names its product Leucine Rich Repeat domain protein. Bases 1 to 1794 code for a protein of 597 amino acids. The transcript is spliced from 7 exons. Lineage: Eukaryota; Fungi; Ascomycota; Eurotiomycetes; Eurotiales; Aspergillaceae. Gene Ontology annotation, molecular function: Hsp90 protein binding. The record is from RefSeq and is a predicted model, not a curated record.
AUGCGGCAGCCGUUGCCCGGUAGACGAGACCACAACCAUUCACGAAUCAACUUGUUCCAGUGCGAGUUAGGGCUAGGAGAAUGGAAACAGGCUCAGACUGCCAUGAGCUCUCGAGAUUCGGCGCGUGAAGAAGCGGCUGCAUUGCAGCAGCAUGGCCAGAAACUAUAUCAGCAAGGUAGUUUUGAGGCGGCAGUAGAAGUUUUUACCGAGGCAUUAAGAGCAAAAGAUGCCAAUCAUCUAGGUAUCCUGGACAAUCGUGCUGCCACAUAUGCUAAGCUAGCGCAGUAUGAUCGAGCGUUGCGCGAUGCUAAACAGAUGAUCAAGAGCCAUAAGCAGGAUGACCGCGGAUAUCUUCGCGCAGCGAAGACCCUGCUCUUGGAUGGGAAAGCUGACAAGGCCUUGGAGCUGUAUGCCUACGGUCUGAAGGUUCUACCUACCAGUCAUCCUCGUCGUCAGCUCAUAGAACAGCUUCACAACAAAUUGAGAGACAAGAUGACUGUGAAGUGUUACGAUCCUUUCAGUGUACUGCCUUUGGAACUCGCAAGCUUGGUCCUGCAGCAUUUUGAAUUCAAACAGAUUGUGGCUAUUCUGCGCGUGUCAAAGAAAUGGGACCAGUUUCUUUCCUCCAUGCGUGAUCUAUGGAUGCGGGUUGAUUUUUCCAGCGCUCGGGGCAGGAUACAUUGGUCCUCCGUCCGAGCUUAUAUCCGGCGAUCUAAAGCCAUGCUUACUCACGUUACCUUAAAGAAUAUAUCCACUCCUUCAACACAAAGAGUUCUGGAGUUUGUGAGCCGAUGUCCAAGGUUAGAACACUUGGAGUUGCUGGAUCCCUUCAACUAUCAAGUAGUUUACGACCUAUUCAAGGGCUCCAAACGCCUGAGAAGUCUUGUUAUAUCGGCAGAUACAGCUAUACCACAGGAGUAUAUCGCCAAGUUUCUCGCCUGCUUGCCCCUUCUCGACCGAAUCGAGGUUCACAAGGCCAAGUCCUCACCCCAGUCGAAGGCACAAUGGCCGCCCAAUCUCUCUCAUCUACGAAGCAUUACCCUGGGCUCCGUAGAGCCGUCAAGACCAACGGGCCAUGUUCCUGCCCUCUAUAUUCCACGCCAAGAACCCUCACUUCCCUUCCCAAUUCCCAAUUUGGAAGAGCUGCGGCUUGAUUCCAAUCCAGAAGUCUUCAUCCCCUAUCCCCCUUCAUUCAACCCGCUAGAUUUUCAGCGACUGAAAAAGUUGGACCUUAGUGGGGUAUUUGUGGGUAACGAAUUUGCCUUGCCGUCUAGCCUUGAAUACCUUCGUGUCCGCGGCGGCGCAGGGACUGAAGAGUUCCCAUUUUCAAACGAGUUGCCCCUCAGAUUCCCGAAUCUUACUACCUUAAUCCUUCACGACGUCCCUUGGGUUACAAAUCAGACGCUCUUUUUUUUUUUACUGGAGGCUCAGGCCCCCUUAAAGGUUCUUCAUGUAGACAAGUGCUUUCGACUCCUUGGCCCCAGCCUUGCCCAGUUCCUGUGGGAACACGCAAAGGAGCUGGCGGAACUCAGUGUCUCGUACAUAUCUCACAUCGAUGACGCGGUUGUGGCCAUGAUCGCCGAAAAAAUACUGACAUUAAAAGCCAUCAACCUAUCCUAUACUGAGAUAACCGGUUGCUCAAUCAAGGCAUUCGCAGAUGCCCGUUCUCCGAGAUCUAACCCUGCGCAAAUCGAGCGCAUCUGUGCAAAGGGCUGUGAGCAGGUCUCGUCCGAUGCAGUGGCUUAUGGGCGGGCAGCUGGGAUUGCGAUUUUAUAUGAUCAGAAGCGUUUCUAG